Pristis pectinata (smalltooth sawfish) is the source of this 5815-nucleotide messenger RNA. RefSeq names its product RNA polymerase I subunit A (gene polr1a). Gene Ontology annotation, molecular function: DNA binding; DNA-directed RNA polymerase activity. The record is from RefSeq and is a predicted model, not a curated record. Gene Ontology annotation, cellular component: RNA polymerase I complex. Lineage: Eukaryota; Metazoa; Chordata; Chondrichthyes; Rhinopristiformes; Pristidae. The coding region runs from base 67 to 5199 and encodes 1710 amino acids. Gene Ontology annotation, biological process: DNA-templated transcription. The transcript has 35 exons.
UUAAGAUGCCGACCCCACGUUGAUGCCGCUUUUCUUCAUCGAUUCCCCUCACGGACGCGGUGCAAAAUGCUCAUUGGGAAAGAAAUUCCCUGGAGGCGCUUGGAAAGCAUAUCGUUCAACGUUUACUCGGUGGAAGAGAUCAGGAAACUGAGUGUAAAGGCAAUCACUAAUCCUAAUCUGUUGGAUAAUGUGGGCAAUCCAGCAACAAAUGGUCUGUAUGAUCUGGCAUUGGGUCCAGCUGAUUCCAGAGAAGUAUGCGGUACCUGUGCUCAGGAUUUUACCAAUUGCCCAGGACAUGUGGGCCAUAUAGAUCUCCCACUAACAGUCUACAAUCCCUUAUUUUUUGAUAAACUCUACCUCAUGAUAAGAGGCUCCUGCCUGAAUUGCCAUAUGCUGACAUGUCCUCGUGCAAUAAUGUACCUGCUAUUAAAUCAACUCCGGAUAGCAGAUUGUGGAGCUGUUGAAGAUGUUUAUGAAUUGGAGAGAGUAUUGAAUGAGGUGCUGGAGAAAAAUUCCAAGGCCACAACAGAUGAAAUCCAGGAAGCACUGAAUGAAUAUACCCAGACAGUGCUAAAAAAUCGAGUGCCUUGCAAAGUUUCUCAAGUGAAAAAUGUGACUGACUGCAAGGAUAAGUUAAUAAGAGAUUUCUGGAAAAUAUACAUGAAAUCAAGAAAAUGCCCAAACUGCAAAGCUGGAAAAUCAAUUGUGCGAAAGGAACACAACAGCAAACUCAUAGUGACAUACCCCACAACUGCACUCAAAGUCAAGGCAAAAAAAAAAUACAGAUACAGUGAUCCACAAAGUCUUGAUGAUUCGCUUCUUGGAAAACGAGGGUUCCUGACACCUAUCACUGCAAGAGACCAUGUGCUGGAACUGUGGAACAAUGAUGGCUUCUUCUUGAAGUGUCUAUUUCCUGGUUUGAAAAUGCAUGGAAACACAAAGUCCAGCUGGAACCUAGACAUGUUUUUUCUUGAUCUUCUGGUUGUUCCUCCUUCCAGAUUUCGUCCAAUUAAUCGGCUUGGAGACCAGAUGUUCACCAAUGGGCAAACUGUAAAUCUACAAGCAGUGAUGAAAGAUGUCCAAGUCAUCCAUAAGCUCCUGACCUUAAUAGCACAGGAACGGGUCAAGCCCGAACAACCUAAUCAGACUGAGGAGGUAGCAACACCGGUAGAAGACACUCCAUCCAGGAUGGACCUUGCCUUCUUAGCUGGUAUUUCUGGACAGACGCUGACAGACAAACUCUACAGUGCCUGGAUAUACCUUCAAAGUCACGUUAAUAUUGUUUUUGACAGUGACAUGGAUAAGCUGAUUACUGACAAGUUUCCAGGUAUUCGACAGAUCCUGGAAAAGAAGGAGGGUCUCUUCCGCAAGCACAUGAUGGGGAAACGUGUGGAUUACGCUGCCCGUUCAGUCAUCUGCCCUGACAUGUACAUCAACACCAAUGAGAUCGGUAUCCCAAUGGUCUUUGCUACAAAACUGACUUAUCCUCAGCCAGUGACACCUUGGAAUGUGCAGGAGCUGAGGCAAGCAGUGGUAAAUGGGCCAAAUGUACAUCCUGGGGCUUCCAUGGUCAUCAAUGAAGAUGGAACCCGCACUAUUCUGAAUGCAAGCAAUGCAAGCCAGAGAGAGGCCAUUGCCAAGCAACUACUGACACCCAGUACUGGCGAGCAGAACUUGGGGAUGAAAAUUGUGUGCCGACACGUUAAGAAUGGUGAUGUUCUGCUGCUGAACCGCCAACCCACUUUGCACAGGCCUUCCAUACAGGCCCAUCGGGCGCGGAUCCUGCCUGGAGAGAAGGUCCUGCGUCUUCACUAUGCGAACUGCAAGGCCUACAAUGCUGACUUUGACGGUGACGAGAUGAACGCUCAUUUUCCGCAGAAUGAACUGGGACGAGCAGAGGCCUAUUUGCUCGCUAGCACUGACCAACAGUAUUUGGUUCCCAAGGACGGGAAGCCUCUGGCGGGUUUGAUUCAGGAUCACAUGGUCUCUGGUACCAGCAUGACCAUCCGCGAUCGUUUCUUCACACGGGAGCAGUACAUGGAACUUGUCUACCGGGGUCUUACGGACAAAAGGGGGCGUGUGAAAACCCUUCAGCCAGCAGUGAUCAAACCUUGUCCACUCUGGACUGGAAAACAGGUUGUUUCUACGUUGCUGAUUAAUGUAAUCCCCAAGGAUCAAGCACCACUGAACUUGAUGGGAAAAUCUAAAAUCAGUUGGAAGGCUUGGGUUAAAGAAGCUCAACGCUUGGUGAUAAACGUAGAUUCAGAAUGGAUGUCUGAAUCCAAGGUUGUUAUUCUGGAAGGAGAGUUGCUGUGUGGUGUUCUGGACAAAGCUCACUAUGGCAGUUCAGCCUAUGGUUUGGUCCACUGCUGUCAGGAGCUGUAUGGUGGUGAGACUAGUGGAAAACUAUUGACCUGUUUGGCACGGCUCUUCACUGCUUACCUGCAGCUGUACCGGGGAUUUACUUUAGAUGUUGAGGACAUUCUAGUGAAGCCCAAGGCAAACGCAAAGCGACAAAAGAUCAUUGCACAAUUGGCACAGUGUGGAGCCAAGGCCAUCCGAAAUGCUUUUAAUUUACCAGAGUCUGCUUCGUGUGAAGAAGCUCAGGAUAAAUGGCAAAAUGCUCACCUCAGUAAAGAUCCCAGGGACAUGAAUGUGGUGGAUCUGAAAUUUAAAGAAGAAGUGAAUCAGUACAACAACCAGAUCAACAAGGUGUGCAUGCCCCUGGGUCUUCACAGACAGUUUCCAGAGAAUAACCUACAGCUCAUGGUGCAGUCUGGUGCAAAGGGCUCGACUGUUAAUACUAUGCAGAUCUCGUGUCUUCUUGGACAGAUUGAACUGGAAGGUCGGCGACCUCCACUGAUGCCUUCUGGGAAAUCGUUGCCCUGUUUCCAACCUUACGACUUCACUCCACGUUCUGGUGGUUUUGUCACUGGCCGCUUUCUCACUGGUAUUAGCCCUCCGGAGUUUUUCUUUCACUGUAUGGCUGGCAGGGAAGGUCUGGUAGAUACAGCCGUGAAAACUAGUCGAUCUGGGUACCUUCAAAGAUGCAUUAUAAAACAUUUGGAAGGGCUGGUUGUACAAUAUGACCUGACAGUACGAGACAGUGAUGGUAGUAUUGUACAGUUCCUGUAUGGUGAGGAUGGUUUGGAUAUUCCAAAGACUCAGUUCCUGCAGCCAGAACAGUUCCCCUUUAUUACUGAUAACUAUGAGGUCAUCAAAAAGUCAAAGCACUUGGAAGAGGUAUUAAGUAAAAUGGAUUGUGAGGCUGCAGCCAAGUGCCAUAAAGCAAUAAAGAAAUGGAAGGCAAGGCAUCCAGCUCCCUACCCUCGUCUCGGUGCAUUCCUGCUGUUUUCACAAAAAAAGUUGGAUAGAAUCAAGGAGGCGAAUCCAGAAGGGGAGAUGAUAAAUACUAGAGAACCUGUAACUCAGCGAUUACAGGAGCUAUGGGAAUCACUGGAUGCAAAGAGCAAAAAUAAAUAUUUGAAGAAGACCACUCGCUGUCCUGACCCCUGCAUUUCUGUUUAUCGACCAGAUAUUUAUUUUGGCUCCGUUUCGGAAGACUUUAAUGAUAUUGUGGAUAAAUAUUUAACUGAACAGGAGUGUAAUGAUUCUGGCAAGCACGCCAAGCCAGAGCUGUCACCAGAAUGUUUAAAGCACCUCCUGAGUCUGAAGUGGCAGCGAUCACUGUGUGAACCAGGGGAGGCUGUUGGGCUCCUAGCCGCACAGAGUAUUGGAGAGCCUUCAACACAGAUGACACUGAACACUUUCCAUUUCGCCGGCAGAGGAGAAAUGAAUGUCACUCUAGGGAUUCCCAGGUUGCGUGAGAUUCUAAUGGUGGCAAGUGCUAACAUUAAAACUCCAAUGAUGACAAUUCCUGUGCUGAACAUCAAGAAAGCAAUGAAGAAGGUUAAGAAACUGAAGAAACAGCUCACGAGGGUGUGCUUGGCAGAGGUUUUACACAAAAUUGAGGUGAAAGAUUCCUUUCGGGUCCAAAGCAAGCUGGAGAAGUUCAGGAUGUAUCAAAUAAAAUUUUAUUUUCUGGAUUACAACCUAUAUCGAAAUGAGAAAUGUUUGACACCGGAUGAUUUAUUGCACUACAUGGAAACCAGAUUCUUCAGACUACUGCUUGAGAACAUUAAAAAGACUAGUGCUAAACUGGGUUCGUUUAAAGUUGUGAAUACACGGAAAGCUACACAGAAGGAUCUGGAUCAAGACUCUGGAGAAGGUGAUGGGAAGGAGACGCAGGAUGACCAGGAGCUGGCUGGUGAAGAGGAGGUCCCAAUUGUUGAUGCACAAGCAGAUGAAGGAGAUGCUGAUGCUACAGACGCCAAAAGGCGUGAAAAACAGGAAGAAGAGGUUGAUUAUGAUAGUGAGGAAGAGGAGGCCAAAGAUGAUGCAGAAGAACUGGAGGAGAAGGUAGAUGAAGUUCUCCCAGAAGAGGAACAACAGGAACUCAUCAACCAAGAUUCUUCUGAAUAUUCAUAUUUUACGAAGAAUAGUGGAGGGGAUACCGCAGAGGGCAUGGGCAACACAAGAGUAAAUGCAGUGUUAAAUUUACAUCCUGCUGUUCAAGGUUAUAAAUAUGAUGCAAAUGACAGUCUUUGGUGUGAGAUUAAACUGAAGCUGCCUAUCAUGAAGGUGCACUUUGACCUCUCCUCACUGAUCAUGUCUGUGGCACAAAGCGCAGUUGUUUAUGAGACCAAAGGAAUUGCUCGUUGCUUUUUGAAUGAAACAACCAACAGGAGAGGAGAGAAGGAAAUGGUUUUGAACACUGAGGGAAUAAACCUCACCGAGAUGUUCAAGUAUGACAAUAUCUUGGAUCUGAGCCGCCUAUAUUCAAAUGAUAUCCACUCUAUUGCCAGCACGUAUGGUAUUGAGGCUGCUCUAAGAGUCAUUGAAAAAGAAAUCAAAGAUGUCUUUGCUGUUUACGGUAUCCAAGUGGACCCUCGACAUCUUUCCCUUGUGGCGGAUUACAUGUGUUUUGAUGGAUCGUACAAGCCAUUUAAUCGCAUUGGCAUUCAGUCAAGCUCCUCACCACUUCAGCAGAUGACUUUUGAAACCAGCUAUAAGUUCUUGAAACAAGCAACAAUGCUAGGCUCUCGUGAUGAAUUGAAGUCUCCGUCAGCCUGCCUGGUGGUAGGGAAAGUGGUCCGUGGUGGCACAGGGCUUUUUGAUUUGAAGCAGCCUCUUAAGUGAUCUCUCAUCUCAUUAGAGAGAGAGUCAAUUCUCUUGGAAGUGGAAACAGACAGGAAAUUAUGUUGUGAAUAUUUUUAUCAUGUAUCUGGUCAGACACUGCAUCAAAGGAGACAGAUGCUGAGAGACGGGCGUAUGACAGGCCUCAAGUCAGUAACACAUGAUGAACCAGCAAAAGCAGCUGUUUGCUGCUUUGAACAAUUUGCUAAUGAUAGGGGGGAGAGAAGAUAUCUUCCUGCUCCACAUGCAGGAAGUACAAAUGGAUGAUCAAAGUGCAACAGAAGAUGAAUGCAAGUGUUGAAAGCUGGUAGUGGCAAGAUGGAGGAGUUUUAAAGGAAAUUCUGCUGACUUAUGUCAUUACGGCAUGCUGCAUGAAGAUGCAGUAACUCCCUUAUUGUGCCUGGGCAGCUGUUUGAACAAAAUUCUACCAAGCAUCAAGAAAGGCAAUAAAAAUUAGAUUUGGAUGAAAUUAUUUUUGCAGUGUAAGUUCUAUUGUGGAGCCAUCUUCGUGUUUGUACAGCAGAAUAUGCAUUUAUUUGGUCCCUACUCUUGAACACAUUAGAGAAUUUUUUAGCAGGAUUUUGACAAGACUGCAAUCAAAGCAUUGCCAGCAGCUAAA